Messenger RNA from Strongylocentrotus purpuratus (purple sea urchin), 2651 nucleotides. RefSeq lists its product as uncharacterized. NCBI's taxonomy places the organism in Eukaryota, Metazoa, Echinodermata, Echinoidea, Camarodonta, Strongylocentrotidae. The coding region runs from base 1333 to 2046 and encodes 237 amino acids. The transcript has 7 exons. The record is from RefSeq and is a predicted model, not a curated record.
CAAUUUCAAUACACUGUGUCGCAAAACAGAUGAGUAUACGGGGGUUCCCCUUUCGAAAGGAAAUGGAUAACGACUCGAUAAGAAGCAUGACGUCACAAUUACGGACUUUCAUAUCGUUUGCACUUCCUUGUCUGAUACGAUAUUGAUACAGAAAUAUAGGCAAACUUACAACACGGACAGCAUGAAAGAAUGUGUGCGUAUACAUAAUACAGGCUAGGAUAGCUCGGAAUGAUAACCUUUCCAGAUGACAUAAUUUUGCACAAAGAACAGAGACAGCUAUGUCUGUUAGUUGAAUAAGAUUCCGUUUCAAGAUAAUGCAAAGACCAUUUCACAAAAAAGGAGUGAGAAAAAUCAUUGACGACAUCAUUUCAUCACGCUAAAUUGAGUGUGUUAGUAGUAAAUCACAUGAAGAAUCGGUAGUCUACGCUAUACAGGUCAGGCAACGUUGUAAACGGGACAAUCGCCGGUACAUACACUGCCAGCAGCUUGGCCAAAGCUUGACCAUCAACUUCAAUUAAUUGCCCAAGUUCUAAAGAAUGAAACGACAAUGAAGCGUUUUACAAUGUUGCGAAGUUAUCUGUUGAGGUUCCAACUGCAAAUGUUGGGGAUAUUCUAUUGGGCACCUAUUCAUUGGCGGCAUCGCUGUCUCCUAUGUACCGACGAGAUGUGGGGAAGCAAGGCAGACAAAUUACGUCAUCAUGACCACGACAAGUCAUUGCCUUGUAAUGACUUGUUCAAAACAGAUGAACACAUCGUAAACGACCACGAAGCCCGAUUCGAUGACCCACGUGACGAGGACUUUGCCGAGGACAUGGACGAAAGCGCUGGUUUAUUAUCGCCCACCAACUAUAUGGGUGAACAUUCUGAGAUUUUGUGGGAAGAAAACACAGGAGAUGGAGAGAUUUGCGUUGUCUGUGCGAGUCUAAGGUGGAAUAGAGAAGGGGACGUGGUUCGAAACAUCGAGGAAUGGGUGCCUGGACCAUUCCGCAGAUCUGUUGGAACAAUAGUGUCCAUGCUCUUCAUGGUAGUCCUGACCUUUGGCAUGUGCUACAACACUGUCCUCUACUUCCGGUACCUGUUCGGUCGGGAAGACGAGGUGAUGCACCUGACUUCGUUCAUGUCCUUCUCCAUCAGCUUGAGCUCUGUCACCUUGAUCUGUGUGUACGCGAAAACCCGGUACUACCUGAGCGGGUAUGGCCGCAACCUGGACACAGAGAACAGUCGAUUAAGGGACUGGGGUUGGUGUGAGGUGCUGCAUCAAGAUUACAUGACUCGCCGUCUUCAGUACCUGUGUGGAGCUAGUGGUUUCGUCUUCCAAGCAUCUCUUUUCACAUGUCGUGUCUCCUAUGGCCCGCUGUCAAUGUGAUCUUCGAGAUUGUCUACAUGUACUUCAACAGUGUGGCCCAAGUCCAGCCUGUCAACUUGAUGUUUGCCGUGAUCGAGGUACUGUCCGUCACACAUGGGAUGCUGUUGUUUGGCGUAUUCUGCUACACCCUCUUCCUCCUUCGUUCCUCCUUCGAGACCGAGUGCAACCUGCUACUCGCUUUCUUCGUUGAGAACGAAGGCCAUCUCGAUCGGUGUCGCCUGCGGUUAGCCGAAACUUACCGCGAUUACAGGGUCUUUCGCUCAUCGGUCAGUGCCUGGGUUGCUUUCAUUGUUACCAUUGGCAUCCUAGGGCUAACCAUUCAUCUCAGCUGGAAUUACGAUGUCUACAGCGGCAACGAGAAGCUCGAAAUGAGCGGCAGGGACCUCAUCCUCCUCAACUGCCUCAUCUUUUCCGAGAAGUUAAUGAUCCUUACCCUGCCUGUCUUCGCAGUUGGCGGGAUGGACCACGACUGCCUCUGGCGUCAUUUCCACCUGGCCCUCUCGAGGAACCGUCGAAGUGAGCAGGAGUAUUUCUGGGAGCGUCUCACCUAUUACCUGCGCGAUCUGACCGAGAAUGACAGGGAGACUGGUAUCACCAUGUUUCUCUCCGUCGUCUCCCUGUACACGGGACUACGACUUGGCGUGCAAAACUUGGAUUAUUCCCGCCUUCCGGUGCAUUAGAGGAAUGAAGGUUAGGUUAUGUUAGGUGUCAAACAAUCGUUGUAGUCAUAAAUCUAGUCGAUCAACUCUUAAUACGCCGCACAAAAUGAUCUCCACGUGGCCACAGUGUAUUUAUCAUAGGGUAGAUGUAUACAAAAGAUUUAAGAUUAUUUAACUGUUUUAAAGUGCAAGAUUAGUCUAUACCAGUGUUAUAACGGUUGUCAUUUUUCAAAGCCAUAUUUUUGCCCGAAUUUGUUCUAGAUUUUUUUGCAUGUUUAGAGGGUUAGUACAGAAGAAGGCAAUGUAAUAAGUAAGAUUUCAUAAAAAAAUUACGCCGUUUUUUCAUCAACCUUCAACAAUGUUACCGUUUCACUUUAACUGGGAAUUAUGAAACGAAGCCCAGCAGUUAGAAAAAAUAUUAAGAGUAGCUGCUGGAUGUACUCUUUUUUCACCCGGUGCACUCGGGGCUUUAUUUCAAUUGCUCCAUGCAAGGGUAUUCAGGAAAAAAGAGGGUCUUCCUUUGCAAAAAUCUAAAGUACAAAGGCGUUGAAUCAGAUUAAAUGGCAACCCGAACGUUGCAGCACACAUUAACCAAAAAAUAGAGGCUGCCCUUCCGGGGGCAGGGG